UUCAGUCCUGCUCUGCCGCUGCACCAUCACCCAACUUUAUCACCAUCAUUUUUGCACCAUCUUUUUUCAUUUCCUCGUCUUUUUACACUCACAGAUUUGAUUUUAAAAUGAAGGAACGCAGAACUCAGCCUUUUGUGGCGCGGUGUAAACUGGUUUUGGUCGGAGAUGUCCAAUGCGGUAAAACUGCCAUGUUACAAGUGCUGGCAAAGGACUAUUACCCAGAGACCUACGUCCCCACAGUGUUUGAGAACUACACAGCCUGUUUAGACCUGGAGGAGCAGAGAGUGGAGCUUAGUCUCUGGGACACGUCAGGUUCUCCAUAUUACGACAAUGUGCGUCCUUUAUGCUACAGUGAUUCAGAUGCUGUCCUCUUGUGUUUCGACAUCAGCCGACCAGACACAGUGGACAGUGCAUUGAAAAAGUGGAAAACAGAGAUCCAGGACUUUUGCCCAAACACACGUAUCCUUCUCAUCGGCUGCAAGACAGACCUCCGAACAGACGUUUGCACUCGGAUUGAGCUGUCCAAUCAGAAGCAAGCGCCCAUCUCAUAUGAACAGGGCACAUCAUUGGCCAAACAGUUGGGAGCAGAGACGUACCUGGAGUGUUCCGCAUUCACGUCAGAAAAGAGUAUCCACAGUGUUUUCAGGACCGCGGCUCAAGCUUGUAUGAACAAACUACAACCCUCCAACAAACCCAGCCCAGUGCGACGCCUAUCCAAAAGACUACUACAUCUGCCCAACAAAUCUGAGCUCCUCUCCUCCUCCUUCACCAAGGACCGCUCCAAAAGCUGCUCUGUCAUGUGAACAGUUACAAGCAAUUCAGUGUAUUUUUGUAUAGCCCAAAAUCACAACAGCAGUCGCCUCACAGGAGUUAAUAAAAUAAUCAAUUUGACCAACAGAAAGUUAGAAAAUCAAAUUGGUCAAUAACAGAUAUGCUGAUUAAACAACAUUCACAGGAAACAAGCAAAUGGAUAACUGUCCCAGCGCACCCCUUGUCCUUAGACCCUCCAAAAAAAAACAAAAAAACCCCAAACAUUUUGAAAAAGACAAGCCUUGAGGAGAACCACAGGGGAGGACAGAUCCAGUCCAAUAGACGGACAGGGACAGACAGCAGAUGUGUUCAGGACUGAAGUAUGUCCAUUAUGCAGAUGUGUUAAAUAAUUAUAGACGCGCAAAGAAAAGAUGUGCAAGGAAAGAAUAACUAUAUAAUCUGUACUAGAGGUUGAUUUAUUGUACGGAGACAGAGAUAAAAGUAUCAUCUUUAAUAUAACCUAAAUAAUUAAUAUCUAGUAUCACACUGGGAGCAUAGCAGGUGUUCUUAAAAAAAAUGUGUUGUGUCUAAAGAACGAAUCAUAUGUUAUACUCAGAGGUGGUUGUAAGCAGUGCAUUCAUCAGCAUUUAAAUAACAGCAUUUAAAAUCAUAUAACAGAUUUGAUUAGUGUAAAUUUUCUUAAGGUCACAUUGAGAGGGGUGAAACUGAAAUGACAAACCCAGACAGUAACAGAGGGGCAGAUAAUGAGGGCUACUUACAAGAGAGCUAUCAUAAUUCAUCCACUGAGGCUAUAGUUGGUGAUGGGGAACAUGGAUGUAGCGUGCAGUAUUGGUUUGUGAAGGCAGUGGGAGGAGGAGGAGGGGACGGAGGAAGAGAAGAGCACAUCCUCAAGAGCUGCACCGUGAGUCAGCAACAUUCACACGAGUCUUAGGCGCGACCAAAACAAAAGAGCCACUGUGGAGAACAACUAGCUGCAAGCUAUUUAUGUAUGAGGCGUUUAUGUGAGCAGGACAGCACCAACGCUAAUGUUUGUUACUCAAUAUAAAACACAUGCUAAAGGUGUGGGAUUGCUAAUGACUGGAUUAUUCUGUGUGAUUUAACUGCAGAUGUGUUUUGGUUGUUACUGAGCAGGUCUGUAGAGGACACAGGCAGGUCCUGUAUGAGGGAUUUUAUUCCCUUUUAUCAAAAGUAUCAAAAGUAGUGUUAGUUAAUUAUUCCUACAUGUCUCCAGUCACAUGCACACAUUAUUAUUGUACAGUUGUUACUAAUGCGCUUUAUUGAAGAGUGUCUUAUGGCUUCACUGCUGACAGAGGGGCGGAUAAAGGGAGGAUGAUUUGGAGGUCUGAGUUCUUUGGAUGCACAGAACACUGGAAUUUAACGUGUUGCUUAGCAACGGAGGAGCCGGGCAGCUCCUGUCUGAGAGGGCGCCUCGUAUUUGUAGCACAAGCCCCAGUGAAGCGCGGGUCGGACAGAGAGACUGUUGAAUAUCUAGAGUUUAACUGUUUGAACUGCGGCGGCUGUGAGUGGGCUGCUCGGUGCAAAGAUGCAUCUAAAACAAUCAUGAUUUGUUUCUGCAGUCAUUUUACUGUCGAUAGAUCAGACCAUUCUUCUGGCUCCUGUUACAGUUUGUCUUUUGUUAUUUAAAUUAAUUUAAUGUACAGACUGUAUCUCCUCUGAAAUGCACCAGAAGAAUGCUACUGAAACUGAAACAGAUAUUUGUACAAAUGUAAUAUUAAGUAUUGUCUGCUGUAAUGCUAUUUCAGUUUGUAUGUUUAUUUAAAUAAAAACAGAUGUUAAGUUAA
Periophthalmus magnuspinnatus is the source of this 2573-nucleotide messenger RNA. Its product is annotated as rho-related GTP-binding protein Rho6-like. NCBI's taxonomy places the organism in Eukaryota, Metazoa, Chordata, Actinopteri, Gobiiformes, Gobiidae. The record is from RefSeq and is a predicted model, not a curated record. Gene Ontology annotation, biological process: small GTPase-mediated signal transduction. Gene Ontology annotation, molecular function: GTPase activity; GTP binding. The transcript is spliced from 5 exons. The coding region runs from base 108 to 803 and encodes 231 amino acids.